CCCCCCACCCAAGUUAAACUUUAGUGGGGAAUACAGCAACUUCUUCCACAGCAACAAGUACGCUGUGCUUUUCGGUGCUAAAUUGCGAUUCUUCUUGACAUCUUUUUCUAUAGAGGUAUUCUUUGGGCUUGCCUAGCGAGAAAGGAAACUUCUUUCCAGCCAUGUCGUAUAGAAGGGAACUGGAGAAGUACAGAGAUGUGGAUGAGGACGAGAUUCUAAAGCAACUCUCGGUGGAGGAGCUGAAGAGUCUAGAGGAUGAACUGGAGGAGCUGGACCCUGAUAAUGCCCUCCUGCCUGCAGGACUGAGACAGAAAGACCAGACCAAGAAGACUCCCACCGGCACCUUUAAACGGGACGACCUGCUGGCUCACUUAGAGAAGCAGGCUAUCGAGCACCCAGACCAGGAGGACACAGUACCCUACACUGGCGAGAAGAGAGGGAAAGCGUGGGUGCCCAAAAAGAAGCCAGCUGAUCCCAUAAUGGAGAACGUCACUCUAGAACCGGAACUGGAGGAGGCACUCGCCAAUGCCACUGAUGCAGAGCUGUGUGACAUUGCAGCCAUCCUUGGCAUGCACACACUGAUGAGUAACCAGCAGUAUUAUGAAGCACUUGCCAGCAGCACCAUAGUCAACAAAGAAGGCUUGAACAGUGUAAUUCAAUCUCCUCGGUACAAGGCGGUCCCUGAUGAAGAUCCAAACUCAACCAAUGUAGAAGAAACCCUUGAGAGGAUGAAAAACAAUGACCCGGACCUUCUGGAGGUCAACCUUAACAACAUUAAGAACAUUCCUGUGCCGACAUUAAAAGCCUACGCCGAAGCUCUGAAAAGCAACAGCUACGUUCAAAAGCUGAGCAUAGUAGGAACCAGGAGUAACGACCCUAUAGCAUUUGCUCUGGCUGAAAUGUUAAAAGUUAACAGCACUCUAAAAUGUCUCAACGUGGAGUCAAACUUCAUCACAGGAAAUGGAAUUAUUUCUUUAGUAGAAGCUCUCCAAUUCAACACAUCUCUUAUUGAAUUAAAAAUUGACAAUCAGAGUCAGCAGCUUGGUAACAAGGUGGAAAUGGAGAUUGCAAGCAUGCUGGAGAAAAACACCACCCUGCUGAAAUUCGGCUACCAUUUUACCCAGCAAGGGCCUCGGCUUCGGGGAUCCAACGCCAUGAUGAACAAUAACGACCUUGCUCGUAUGAAUCGAUCUGAUGGUCCCUGGCAUACCUUUUCAGCUGUGGAACUAGAAGUGGAUGUACUGUAUAAUGCGGAAGAGACGACUCGAAGGAAUAAAUGGUCCCAUCUUUCCAAAGUGCCGGGUGAACGUGUAAACGUUGUGGAGGUGGAGAGUUUGGCUUCAUAGACAAAAUAUUGCAUCCUAACUGACUGUGCUCUACUGUGGAAAUCCAAAGGAAGAGUUGCCUUCACAAAAUACUCCUUGUGUUUUGCAAUAUUAUGCACAGAUUUAAAUUUGUAGCAGAAGGUUCCUUUUGUAAAAGAUUGUGUAAUGCCUGAUUUUUCAGAUCACAAACAAGUCAAUCCAAAUCAAACCAGGUAUUCCUUUUUGGAAAACAUGCACCUGGAACCUUUCCCCCAGGCAGUAAUUGACAGGUAACUGUUUUUUGAUGAAGCCAUAGAGUUUCUGUUUAGAUUAUUGUGUGAAUUAAGAAGUUUGUGAUAUGCAUGAGCAAACAACUGACGUGAAAAUAUAAAACACUUUGAACAUGGUUCCCCUCACAAACUGUUGUUUGAAUGACAUAAACUAUAUACACUACUAGAUAGAAAAUACACUUGAUUUAUUAUGUUCAAUCACAAACCCUGUAAAACUGUGUACGCCAUUUUGCUUAACAAGUCACCCUGUCUAAUGAGGGCAUACUUCAGUAUAUGUACCCUGGUGCCAAAUCUAAAGUGAUAUGGCUAUGUAUAGAAAUGCGUUUUCAUGCAACUGUCAACAAUGUACUGUUGUGUAUUGAAUCACAUAUAUAUGUGAAGUAACACUGAGCUUUGACCCUAUGUUUUAAACGUUUUUAAGCAGGUCAAGUUUUUAAUUAACUGUCCAACAGCUGACUAUAAACAGCAAGUUCUGCAAAAGCAACGGCAAGUCAUUUUUUUAUAUUUAGAUUAUUUUAACCGAAACAGGUGUUUUAAAUAACCUUUUUUUUACAUAUUUAAGAGGGUACUUGAAUAAUGCCAUUCAAUAUCUAUUUUAUUUGUGCUGCUUGUCUGUCCCCUUUUUUAAUUUUUGUCAUGCUUCUUAACAAGCUGUAAUAGGGCUUGAAGAUAUCAAUUGUCACCUACUGUUACAAAUAGUAUGCCAACAAAGAAUUGCCUCUGGGGAAUUAACUAUUGGACAGUCAAAAUGGUGCAUAGAUGGCUGAAUUAUGGAAAACGUAGUAAACAGGUGCCAAAUAAUUACAUUUCACUAUUGAAGGGAAAAAACAACUCUAUUUGCUAAAGUAUGGAGUGAUACUAAUAGGUCAUAUUCAGAAGAGAUGCAAGUUUCGCCUAGGGCAGUUGCUAGGAUGGUUUGGGACACCCUUUCUCUGUCAAAUAAUUAGCUCUAAAGCAGGUCCUCCACCAGCAGAUCUGGCAGAUUUUUAAAUCGGAAAAUUAAAUUUAACUCAAAUUUCAAAUCAUAAUAUCUUCUUUAUUUUAUUUAUUUAUUUAAUAUCCCCUAUAUCCCGUGGAACAGUUGAAACAGCAUUACUUUAUCUGGGGAGAGGGUGAAAACCGAGUAAAGACAAAACUGCCUAGACAGGGCAUUACAACAGUGUAAAACACCUUGAAAACUACAUCAUACGAUUACUCGGUCUUAAGCAUUUUAUCAUUAUAUUACUUUAUACUUCUUUAUAAUAGUGUAGUAUAAUUAGACGUUUCUCAUUGAUUUAGCGCCCAGUCCGGACAGGUUUGUCUUGACUCAGGAUUAUUCUGAUUGAUAAAAAAAAAACGAAUUUCGCUUUUUUACAAAACAUUACUGUAUCCAUUGUGAACGAAGCACUAUCUGUGCCACAAGGGUGUUCUUUUAAGCGAAGUCCCUGUUCCUUUAGCUGGAGUAUUUACAAUGGGGGGGGGGAAAAAUCUGUUUCACC
Polyodon spathula (Mississippi paddlefish) is the source of this 3072-nucleotide messenger RNA. It is a transcript of the gene tmod1, whose product is annotated as tropomodulin 1. Gene Ontology annotation, cellular component: striated muscle thin filament; myofibril. Gene Ontology annotation, molecular function: tropomyosin binding. The transcript is spliced from 11 exons. The coding region runs from base 162 to 1346 and encodes 394 amino acids. The record is from RefSeq and is a predicted model, not a curated record. NCBI's taxonomy places the organism in Eukaryota, Metazoa, Chordata, Actinopteri, Acipenseriformes, Polyodontidae. Gene Ontology annotation, biological process: myofibril assembly; muscle contraction; pointed-end actin filament capping.